Parnassius apollo (apollo) is the source of this 1050-nucleotide messenger RNA. The record is from the annotation of a GenBank genome assembly. NCBI's taxonomy places the organism in Eukaryota, Metazoa, Arthropoda, Insecta, Lepidoptera, Papilionidae.
AUGCGUACAAAAAAAAAGAAGAGAGAAAACUAUCACGCCAAAAAAAGACUGAUUAAAGAUUUAAACCCUAAAGAGAGAUAUAACGCGAGAGUGAUUUGGAGAUUAAGAAAAAAGACUCAAAGAGAACGAGCGCGAAAUCUUAAUAGAGUUCUUGAUGUAAAGCCACCUAGCUCUCCACGAUUACAAGAGGAUAAUUUGCAAAAUAAUGUUGUACAGAAUAAAAAUGAUGAUAUUGAUCGAGAACAAAAUUUGUGCGCUUCCCCUACAGUUAGCGAAGCGUCAAAAAGAGGAAGAAAGAAAGUAAAAAGGGACAGAUCUAAAAUUUAUCGGGAAAACAUUAUAUUAAGGAAAGAAAACCAAAAACUCAAGCAAAAAUAUGAAAAGUACAAAAAGAAAUUACAGAGAACAACGAAAACACUCGAAAAGAAGGAAAAGAAAACUACUGAGAAGGAGAAAUAUGAGACUCUAAUCACCUGGAAUUUCUUUGAGGCCGGCCACGGCAAAGGCCCUGCCGAUGUAAUCGGAGGUUUUCUUAAAAGAAAAGCAGAUGAAAUUGUGGCAGCCGGAACAGAUGUUCCAAAAGCAGAAAAGUUUUUUGAGGUUUUGAAAGGUAAAAGUAAGAUUCAACUUUACAUGGUUAUUCAGGAAACUAUAGAAGCUACUGGAGAACAGCUACCUAAAAACAUCAAACCUCUUCAAGGUACAUUACAGGUGCAUCAAAUCUUCACGGAGAUUUGUGGCGAGUUGAAAUAUAGGACCUUGGGAUGUUUUUGCAACAGAAGUUUUUGUGGAUGCUUGCAGCCUAAAAUCUAUCGACCUUUAAAAGACUCUCUUCAUAAUAUUCUAGAUAUGAAUGUGGAUGAGAUUGAUACUGAUAUGUCAGACUCCGGUUCUGAUAAUAUACCUUUGAGCAGACUACAACAUGAGAAUGAAAUCAAUGUCCCCGAUUUAUUUCAGCCUCGCAAACAAACAGUUUACGAUUUAAUUUACUCGCCAAAAGAUUAUGAUAAUGAACCUGAUAAUGAUACAAACAGGUUCCUCUGGGAAUAG